UGGAAGCUCAGGGUCGUGGAGAGGAAGCCCUGCCGCUCUAUGCAAGGUCUUCCUGUUUUUGGAGGAGGCAGGCACUCCAGGGCCGAUCGUCUCGAAUCACCUUCACCUCUGGGGGCUCAGAAUCCCUGAGCCACAAAGCUGGGGCAGGGCUGGGGGAUACCCCUGCUGCUCAGACAGGGAAAUGGGCACGGAGCUUGCCCAGUACUUCCCAGAAGGACGAGGCUGCUGAGCUUCUCAUUCGGGGCUCCGGGACCUGGACUGUACCCCUUUCUGGCGUCACCUCCUGUCGCCUCGCCCUCGCCAUGCAGACCCCGCAAGCGUCCCCUCCCCGCCCGGCCCUGCUACUUCUGCUGCUGCUACUGGGGGGCGCCCACGGCCUCUUUCCUGAGGAGCCGCCACCGCUCAGCGUGGCCCCCAGGGACUACCUGAACCACUAUCCCGUGUUUGUGGGCAGCGGACCCGGACGCCUCGCCCCCGCAGAAGGUGCUGAGGACCUCAACAUCCAGCGAGUCCUGCGAGUCAACAGGACGCUGUUCAUUGGCGACAGGGACAACCUCUACAGGGUAGAGCUGGAGCCCCCCACGUCCACGGAGCUGCGGUACCAGAGGAAGCUGACCUGGAGAUCGAAUCCCAGCGACAUAAACGUGUGUCGGAUGAAGGGCAAACAGGAGGGCGAGUGUCGAAACUUUGUAAAGGUGCUGCUCCUUCGGGACGAGUCCACGCUCUUUGUGUGCGGUUCCAACGCCUUCAACCCGGUGUGCGCCAACUACAGCAUAGACACCCUGCAGCCCGUGGGAGACAGCAUCAGUGGUAUGGCCCGCUGCCCGUACGACCCCAAGCACGCCAAUGUUGCCCUCUUCUCUGACGGGAUGCUCUUCACAGCUACUGUUACCGACUUCCUAGCCAUUGACGCUGUCAUCUACCGCAGCCUCGGGGACAGGCCCACCCUGCGCACCGUGAAACACGACUCCAAGUGGUUCAAAGAGCCUUACUUUGUCCAUGCGGUGGAGUGGGGCAGCCAUGUCUACUUCUUCUUCCGGGAGAUCGCGAUGGAGUUUAACUACCUGGAGAAGGUGGUGGUGUCCCGCGUGGCCCGAGUGUGCAAGAACGACGUGGGAGGCUCCCCCCGCGUGCUGGAGAAGCAGUGGACUUCCUUCCUGAAGGCGCGGCUCAACUGCUCUGUGCCCGGGGACUCCCACUUCUACUUCAACGUGCUGCAGGCUGUCACAGGCGUGGUCAGCCUCGGGGGCCGGCCCGUGGUCCUGGCUGUGUUUUCCACGCCCAGCAACAGCAUCCCUGGCUCGGCUGUCUGCGCCUUUGACAUGACACAGGUGGCGGCUGUGUUUGAAGGCCGCUUCCGAGAGCAGAAGUCCCCCGAGUCCAUCUGGACGCCGGUGCCGGAGGAUCAGGUGCCUCGACCCCGGCCUGGGUGCUGCGCAGCCCCCGGGAUGCAGUACAAUGCCUCCAGCGCCCUGCCAGACGACAUCCUAAACUUUGUCAAGACCCACCCUCUGAUGGACGAGGCGGUGCCCUCGCUGGGCCACGCGCCCUGGAUCGUGCGGACCCUGAUGAGGCACCAGCUGACUCGAGUGGCUGUGGAUGUAGGAGCCGGCCCCUGGGGCAACCAGACUGUUGUCUUCCUGGGUUCUGAGGCAGGGACCGUCCUCAAGUUCCUCGUCCGGCCCAACGCCAGUACCUCAGGGACAUCUGGGCUCAGUGUCUUCCUGGAAGAGUUUGAGACCUACCGGCCAGACAGGUGUGGACGGCCGGGCGGUGGCGAGACAGGGCAGCGGCUGCUGAGCUUGGAGCUGGACGCAGCUUCAGGGGGCCUGCUGGCUGCCUUCCCCCGCUGCGUGGUCCGAGUGCCCGUGGCUCGCUGCCAGCAGUACUCCGGGUGCAUGAAGAACUGUAUCGGCAGUCAGGACCCCUACUGCGGGUGGGCCCCAGAUGGCUCCUGCAUCUUCCUCAGCCCAGGCACCAGAGCCACCUUUGAGCAGGACGUGUCCGGGGCCAGCACCUCAGGCUUAGGGGACUGCACAGGCCAGGGGCCCCCCGAUGCCUUGGCAGUGCCAGCCACGGGAACCAGGAGCGAGAGACGGUGCCAGAACGCCGGGGCCCGGGGCAACUCCGAGUGGGUGCUCAAGCCCCCCCCCGCGACCCACCCGCGGAGUAGGGGGCCCCCUCCGCCACAAGGAAGCACAACCAGCUCGCCCUCCCCCCACCCGGGGCCGUAG
Molecule: messenger RNA, 2234 nt
Organism: Mandrillus leucophaeus (drill)
Lineage: Eukaryota; Metazoa; Chordata; Mammalia; Primates; Cercopithecidae
Gene: SEMA6B
Product: sema domain, transmembrane domain (TM), and cytoplasmic domain, (semaphorin) 6B
Exons: 17
Coding region: 303-2234 (643 amino acids)
Biological process (GO): negative chemotaxis; negative regulation of axon extension involved in axon guidance; axon guidance
Molecular function (GO): semaphorin receptor binding; chemorepellent activity
Source: RefSeq, a predicted model, not a curated record